Molecule: messenger RNA, 1771 nt
Organism: Mandrillus leucophaeus (drill)
Lineage: Eukaryota; Metazoa; Chordata; Mammalia; Primates; Cercopithecidae
Gene: TIMM9
Product: translocase of inner mitochondrial membrane 9 homolog (yeast)
Exons: 3
Coding region: 1-198 (65 amino acids)
Source: RefSeq, a predicted model, not a curated record
AUGAAUGAGACUGGUGGAAUGGAAUUACUGUUGAUUUUUAAGGAAUUUCUGGGGACCUACAAUAAACUUACAGAGACCUGCUUUUUGGACUGUGUUAAAGACUUCACAACAAGAGAAGUAAAACCUGAAGAGGAAUAUCAUAUUCAGCAGAAUGAAGCCCUGGCAGCCAAAGCAGGACUCCUUGGCCAACCACGAUAGAGAAGUCCUGAUGGAUGAACUUUUGAUGAAAGAUUGCCAACAGCUGCUUUAUUGGAAAUGAGGACUCAUCUGAUAGAAUCCCCUGAAAGCAGUAGCCACAAUGUUAAACCAUCUGUCAUGACUUUGGCAAAUGGAAACCACUGGAGAAACAAAAUUGCUAUUUACCAGGAAUAAUCAAACUAGAAGGUCUUAUUGUUCAAUGAAAUAAUAAGAUGCAACAUUUGUUGAGGCCUUAUGAUUCAGCAACUUGGUCACUUGAUUAGAAAAAUAAACCAUUGUUUCUUCAAUUGUGACUGUUAAUUUUAAAGCAACUUAUGUGUUCAAUCAUGUAUGAGAUAGACAAAUUUUUAUUACUAAAAGUAAAAUAAAUGGAAAUAUCACUGAGCAGUUGUUUAUACUGUAUGGUACCAUAGUAUUCUCACUGGGCUGUGGAUACGUUGAAAUGUUUUUCAAUCAGGAUCAUCCUCCAAGCAUUCCUGUUCAUUCAUGUCUGCCUCAAAUUGCUGGUGAAUACAUAAAACAGUUACUUGCUAAUCAUUUCAAUGCACGGUCCUUUUCUUGCCUCCCUUGUGUCAGGGUGGGCAUUAUUCCUUUUUUUUUUGUUUUUUGAGAUGGAGUUUUGCUUUCGUCACCCAGGAUGGAGUGCAAUGGUGCGAUCUUGGCUUACUGCAACCUCCACCUCCCAGGUUCAAGCAAUUCUCCUGCCUCAGCCUCCCAAGUAACUGGGAUUACAGGUGUGUGCCACCAUGCCUGGCUAAUUUUUGUAUUUUUAGUAGAGAUGGGGUUUCACCAUGUUGGUCAGGCUGGUGUCAAACUCCUGACCUCCAGUGAUCUGCCCACCUCAGCCUCCCAAAGUGCUAGGAUUACAGGCAUGAGCCACUGUGCCCGGCCACAUAUUCUUAUCUUACCUACAUUUUCAUAUAUCUUCAGGAAACCAUCCCAUCUGCCCUAGUUUGGGAAUGUUUAAGAGUUGAAUGUUACACUGUAAUGGAGUUCAUGUUUGUGUUUUUUUCAAAAGCUGACAGUUAAAUAUGAUAGAUUCCAAGGCUUGCCAAUGAUAAAAAGUGAACCAAAGUAAUGUCUUAUGGCUAAUGAAUCCUGAAAUGAAUCCAAGCAUUUGCAGGAAAUUCUAGUUGAUGCAUAUGUAUACCAAGUAGUUUAGUAAAAUGCAAGUGGACUAAAACUUACUAAUCAACUGGCUUAUGAAUGGAUUUCAUUCGAUACCAUUUUAAACGUAUAUUUAAGAGAAUGCUAAUUAGCCUGUAUGUUUAAAUUUACCAAAGCGAUUUUUAUGUUUUGUAUGUUAAUGGAAGUAGAAGUAUUGUUCUGCUUUAAAACUGAAGUGUUGAAAUACAGAUAAUACUCAAGAAAAUAUACAAUUUAUUAUAAUCAAAGGAACCUGAAAGAAUAGGCUUGCUUCAUGUUAAAGCAGCCAAAAAGUCAGAGAUUUCACUUAUUUAAGAUUCUGGGCAAUUCACACACAUACUUUGAUAUUUCUGUGUAGUCAAGCAUAACAUAGCUAUUUACUGUGUACAUUUCACAAAGAUAAUUAAAUAUGUGCUCACCUGGCAAA